UAUGGGCAUGCGCUAGCGCCUCACGCUCUCUCCGAUUGGUUCGGCCAGGCAGAGCAGAAAAGUCUCCAACUUUAGCGUCGUGGGAGACCAAGCAGACGAAAGGAGACCGUCUAAGGGGCCUCGCAUAGUCUGGCUUUCCGGUAAGUGUCUUCGUUUUGCUCCUUUGUGCACCAGUUGAUUAGGGCCAUGGCUACAAAAAAGGUUAUAGCUAUAUGUCAAUCAGGAGGUGAGUUUGUGACGAAUAAGGAUGGAUCGUUGUCAUACAAUGGGGGUGACGCCUACGCAAUAGACGUCGAUUCACAGACGCCGCUGAAUCAUUUCAAGUCUGAAGUAGCAGAAACGUUCAAUUUUAAUGUAGAUACAAUGAUCAUCAAGUACUUCCUUCCCGGCAACAAGAAAACUCUAAUUACUGUGUCAAAAGACAAGGAUUUGCAGCGCAUGAUCAAUUUCCUGGGUGAUUCUGCCACAGUUGAUGUGUUCAUCAUAUCAGAGGAAGCACCAGCUCGAAAUACAUCUAAUAUGCCUGGUAGUAGGUCAAGCAGGACUACGGUGUCAGAAGCUGUUCCUGUUGCUGCCCCUGUUGAUGUUCCAGUUGAUACUGUCCAUGACAUUGAACAAAUUGAGGUGGAUGUCAAUGAUCGAGGUCCUUUAUCCUGUAUACCAUCCUGCGCCAUGGAUGACAAGCAUCAAAAGGCUGCUCAGCAGUGGGAAAAUACCAUCACUGGUGUGGAUCAAAGGUUUAAUAGUUUUAGUGAAUUCCGAGAAGCAUUGCAUAAAUACUCUAUUGCCCAUGGGUUUGCUUACAGAUAUAAAAAAAAUGACAGUCAUCGUGUCACUGUGAAGUGCAAAUCUCAAGGUUGCCCUUGGAGGAUCUAUGCAUCAAGGCUGACCACCACCCAAUUGAUUUGCAUUAAGAAAAUGAACACAAAACAUACUUGUGAGGGGGCUGCUCUAAAAGCUGGGUAUCGGGCAACUAGGGGUUGGGUGGGAAGUAUCAUAAAAGAGAAAUUAAAAAUCUCUCCUAACUAUAAGCCAAAGGAUAUUGCAGAUGACAUAAAGCGUGAGUAUGGGAUUCAGUUAAAUUAUUCUCAAGCAUGGCGUGCAAAAGAGAUUGCCAGAGAGCAGCUACAAGGCUCCUAUAAAGAGGCAUAUACUCAACUCCCAUUUUUCUGUGAGAAGAUAAAAGAGACUAAUCCUGGGAGUUUUGCAACAUUUACAACUAAAGAGGACUCAAGCUUUCAUCGUUUGUUCAUAUCAUUUCAUGCCUCAAUAUCUGGUUUCCAGCAAGGUUGUCGUCCUCUCCUUUUUCUUGAUAGUACUCCUUUAAACUCGAAGUACCAAGGGGAUUUAUUGUCUGCAACAGCUGCAGAUGGGAAUGAUGGCAUCUUUCCUGUAGCAUUUGCUGUUGUAGAUGCUGAGACUGAGGACAACUGGCGUUGGUUUCUGCAGGAGCUAAAAUCAGCACUAUCAACAUCUGAGCAAAUAACAUUUGUUGCAGACUAUGAGAAAGGCUUAAAAAGAUCUCUGGCUGAGAUAUUUGAAAAAUGUUACCACAGUUAUUGUUUACGUCAUCUGUCCGAAAAACUGAACAAGGACUUGAAAGGUCAGUUCUCUCAUGAGGCAAGACGCUUCAUGGUUAAUGAUCUUUAUGCUGCUGCUUAUGCACCCAAAAUGGAGGCUUUUGACCACAGUAUUGAGAACAUUAAAGGUAUUUCUCCUGAAGCCUAUGACUGGGUCAUGCAAAGUGAGCCUGAGAACUGGGCAAAUGCAUUUUUUGCUGGAGCUAGGUAUAAUCAUCUAAUAUCUAAUUUUGGACAUCAAUUCUACAGUUGGGUGUCAGAGGCGCAUGAAUUGCCAAUUACUCAAAUGAUUGAUGUAUUACGAGGAAAGAUGAUGGAAGCAAUUUAUACACAACGUGUGGAGUCCAAUCAAUGGAUGACAAAAUUGACCCCAUCCAAAGAGGAAAUGCUUCAAAGUGAAUCUUCAGUUGCACGAUCAUUUCAGGUGUUGCUCUUACAAGGUAGUACAUUCGAGGUCCGUGGAGAAUCUGUUGAGAUUGUUGAUGUUGACCAUUGGGAUUGUAGCUGCAAGAGAUGGCAAAUUUAUGGGUUGCCUUGCUGUCAUGCCAUCGCUGUCAUUGAAUGCAUUGGUAGAAACCCAUACGAUUAUUGUUCCAGAUACUUCUCUGUUGAGAAUUACCGGUUAACAUAUGCAGAAUCUAUUCAUCCUGUGCCCAGUGUAGACAGACCAGUCUUUGAUUCAGGCACAAUAGUAGCUGUAACCCCUCCACCAACAAAGCGACCUCCAGGUCGGCCAAAGAUGAAGCAGGCAGAAUCAGUAGACAUAAUUAAACGUCAGCUGCAGUGCAGUAAUUGCAAGGGACUUGGUCACAAUAAGAAAACGUGCAAAUUAUUGUUAGAAGCAUGACAACAUUAGGGAAUAUUUAUUGAAGCAUAAUGCACUGCACGCCAUGAGUGAUGAAAUCAACAAUGGAAGAAUUGAACACGAAAAGGACAUGGUUUAGUUGCUGUCUUGGUUUUACUAGUCUUCAAAUUCAUCUGCUGGCUAUGCACAAAUUGUCGGAUUGAGAUUCUAGAAAGGUGUUCUUCAUCCUCCGAAGUCGCUGGGCUUUAUCUGGCUGAGAUUUAAUAACUUCCUUUUGAUGAAGUAUAUAUAUUGUGCAUACUACCAAGGAGGAACCUGGCCACGAGUUACAGUGCAGGCAUUUCUUGUCUCUAAUUUAUCUUUGCACUCUCAAUUUAUUUAUUCAAUGAAAAGCUCGUUGUCUCUGAAGAUAUGCUUAUGUUUUGGGAUUUGAAGUCUUGUCAAUCUUCAAAUUUGGAGUAGAUUUAGCAUGUGAUGUUCUCAUUAUCCCAUCUUGAAAUGCAAAAUAUGUUAAAUCGUUGAGCUUUUC
Neltuma alba is the source of this 2914-nucleotide messenger RNA. RefSeq lists its product as uncharacterized. The record is from RefSeq and is a predicted model, not a curated record. Gene Ontology annotation, molecular function: protein binding; zinc ion binding. The coding region runs from base 187 to 2427 and encodes 746 amino acids. The transcript has 4 exons. NCBI's taxonomy places the organism in Eukaryota, Viridiplantae, Streptophyta, Magnoliopsida, Fabales, Fabaceae.